Molecule: messenger RNA, 4311 nt
Organism: Aspergillus tanneri
Lineage: Eukaryota; Fungi; Ascomycota; Eurotiomycetes; Eurotiales; Aspergillaceae
Gene: smc4
Product: condensin subunit SMC4
Exons: 4
Coding region: 1-4311 (1436 amino acids)
Biological process (GO): mitotic chromosome condensation
Cellular component (GO): chromosome
Molecular function (GO): ATP hydrolysis activity; protein binding; ATP binding
Source: RefSeq, a predicted model, not a curated record
AUGCCAUUAGUUUCCAAAGGCAGGCCAUCACGGCGCUCCGUUCCUCGACGGAGCUAUGCUAUGGAAGAGACCUCCGAGGAGGAGGAUCCCGGAAACGUUACCCCCACUCCAUCCCAUCCCGAUGAAGCCGAAGAAGACGGCGAAGAAUAUACACCGGUUCCCCAAAAGUCCGAUGCUGGAAGGAGGGCUUCGCGACGGCGUGUUACCUCAGAAAUGCCCACCCCUAGCACCACACAUACAUCCAAGAAGCCCAGAAGAUCGAAUACGCCAGAGGAGCUUGAGGCGUCGCAACUCAGCAAUGAGAACGAAGGUGAGCCGAUCGCAACGAUAGAAGAACCAGAGUCGCCUUCACAAAAUGCCGCUGCGUCAUUGAAAAGAAAAAGUAUGGUUCAUCCCCGUAAGAGCAGAGGCUCUGUUACGCCCCAUCCGGAAAAGUCCUUACUCCCAACUCCAGAGCCUUCAACGUCGCCGCCGUCUCGGCCGCGAUCCAAAAGAGGCAGUGUUCCCCCGCUCGCCGAUAUCACAGAAUCCGCAGUGAAUAAGCCGCCGUCAGAACCCACGGAGGAUCAAAGGUCCCAGAUUUCGGUCAUAAACCCCAAUACGACUAUUUUAGAGAAGCCCAUGGACAUCAUGAUGAAGUCUCGGACGCUCGUACCCUCAGUCCCCGAGGAGCCAUCUGGGCCAAAAACCCGGCUAAUGAUGAAAAACUUGAUUCUAAUGAACUUCAAAAGUUACGCAGGAAGACAGGUUGUCGGUCCCUUCCACGCCUCCUUCUCAUCUGUUGUCGGACCAAACGGGUCUGGAAAAUCGAACGUCAUCGAUGCGCUGCUAUUUGUGUUCGGGUUUCGAGCAAGCAAGAUGCGACAAGGAAAGAUAUCCGCUUUGAUUCACAACUCAGCUAACCACCCGGAUUUGCCCUUCUGUGAAGUUGAGGUCCAUUUUCAAGAGAUUGUUGACCUGCCAGAUGGAUCGCACAAAGUAGUCCCAGAUUCCCAACUGAUUAUAUCCCGAAAGGCGUUCAAGAGUAAUACUAGCAAAUACUACAUGGACGGCAAAGAAACGAGCUUCACUGCGGUGACGAAUUUGCUCCGCGACCGUGGCAUCGAUCUCGAUCACAAACGUUUCUUGAUUCUGCAAGGCGAGGUGGAAUCUAUCGCUCAGAUGAAGGCCAAGGCUACCAAUGAACAUGAGGAUGGACUGUUGGAAUACCUGGAAGAUAUUAUUGGAACUUCAAAAUACAAGACGCCCAUUGACGAAGCUGCUGCUGAGCUGGAGGGGCUCAACGACGUGUGUAUGGAGAAGAACAAUCGUGUUCAGCAUGUCGAAAAGGAAAAGACGGCACUGGAGGACAAGAAAAACAUCGCUCUUGCCUAUAUCCGCGAUGAGAAUGAGUUGGCUCAGAAACAGUCAGCACUUUACCAAAUAUACAUUGAUGAGUGUGCAAACAACCUUCAAGUCACAGAAGAAGCAAUCCUCCAAAUGCAGGAACUUCUGAACCUUGAACUUGAAAAGCAUGAAGGUAAUGAAUCGGGCAUCAAGCAACUGGAGAAAGCGUACAAGCGCGGCACACGCGAGUAUGAGAAUAUGGAAAAGGAAAUGCAGGCAUUAGCAAAAGAAAUGGCGAAAUAUGAUAAGGAGUCGGUGAAAUUCGAAGAGAAGAAGAAGUUCCUGUCCGGCAAGCAGAAAAAAUUGGAAAAGUCCAUGCAUUCUGCUCGUCUCGCCGCCUCGGAAUGCGAAAGUCUGGUAGAAAAGUAUACCAAUGAUAUCGAGAAAAAGGCUAAGGAGACAACCCAGCUGGAAAAGGAAAUGAAAAUGGAGGAAGACGAACUGUCAACAAUCCGUGAGGGCCUAAAGGGGAAAACCCAAGGUCUUUCGGACCAAAUUACAGCGAAGCAGAAAUCAUUGGAACCAUGGGAUGAAAAAAUCAACAAGAAAGUUUCCGCGGUUGCCGUAGCACAGAGUGAGCUUGACAUUAUCCGAGAGAGAAGCAACGCUGGAGCCGUACAACUAGAAGAAGCACAAUCAAAGGUGUCAUCAAUCGAGGAGACGUUGGGCAUCAAAGAAGCAGAGCUUGAAGGCCGCAAAGCUCAAAAAUCCACUCUCGAGGAAGAAGUUGCAAAGCUUAAGCAUGACCUAAAAAAAUACUCCCAAAGAGAGCCCGAGGUUCGCUCUCAUGUCUCCAGCGCUCGACAGAAGGCUGAUGAGGCAAGGGCUAGUCUGGCGAGCACUCAAAACCGUGGAAGUGUGCUAUCUGGUCUCAUGCGCCUCAAGGAGUCAGGCCGCGUUGAUGGAUUCCACGGACGGCUUGGUAACUUGGGGACGAUCGACGAGAAAUAUGAUGUCGCCAUAUCCACCGCAUGCCCUGCAUUGGAUAAUAUGGUCGUCGACACGGUGGAGGUUGGUCAACAAUGUAUUGAUUAUCUUCGGAAGAACAAUCUUGGUAGAGCCAACUUCAUUCUUUUGGACCGUUUACCCAGACGAGACAUGUCCACCGUUUUCACUCCUGAGAGCGUCCCGCGGCUCUUUGACUUGAUUAAACCAAAAGACCCCAAAUUUGCUCCCGCUUUCUACAGCGUGAUGCAGAAUACCUUGGUCGCACAAGACUUGGAACAGGCCAACCGCAUCGCUUACGGUGCUCGGCGAUGGAGAGUGGUGACACUUGACGGCCAGCUUAUCGAUACUUCAGGUACCAUGAGUGGCGGCGGCACGCGUGUUGCUCGAGGCGGAAUGUCGUCGAAACAAGUGGCCGAAACCAGCCGGGAACAAGUGGCGAAGCUUGAAGGUGACCUCGAAGAGAUGGAAAGGAAAUUCCAGGCUUUCCAAGAAAAGCAACGACACAUUGAGGCCUCGGUUAGAGAGAAGUCCGAAGAAAUCCCCCGUGUCGAGACCAAGAUCCAGAAGAUAAUGAUUGAAGUUGAGAGUACCAAUCGCAGCCUUGCUGAUGCUCAGCGACGAGUGAAAGAGCUGAGUGCUGCACACAAACCGUCCAAGACUGGCGCUAGUCAGGCCGCCGGUCUGGAGAAGCAGAUCGCUGCACUGGAAAAGGAGAUUGAAGACCUACGUUCCCAAAAAGGGGGUAUUGAGGAAGAAAUUCAAACUCUUCAGAGCAAGAUCAUGGAAGUCGGUGGUGUACGGCUGCGAAGCCACAAGGCGAAGGUCGAUGGACUAAAAGAGCAGAUUAGCCUUCUCGCCGAUGAGAUCUCAAACGCUGAAGUGGGGAAGUCCAAAAACGAAAAAUUGAUUGUUAAGCACCGGAACACCCAAGGAGAUGCUGAAAGGGAGCUUAAACAUGUUGCAGAGGACCUUGAAAAGCUAGAGGAGGACGUCAACAAUCAAGCCAGUGAUGCGUCCGGUUGGAAGCAGAAAGUGGAAGAAGCGCAAGAGGCCCUUGAGACAAAGAAAGAGGAGCUUCAGGCUACGAAGUCUCAGUUAGACGAGAAGGUCACCGAACUGAACGAAAGCAGAGCCACGGAGAUUGAGAUGCGGAAUAAGCUAGAGGAGAACCAAAAGGCCUUAUCCGAGAAUGAGAAACGUAGACACUACUGGCAUGAAAAAUUGUCCAAGCUUGCAUUGCAAAACGUCAGCGACUUAGGCGAAGAGCUGGAGGCUACGGAGCUGCAGACGUUCACCAAAGACGAACUGUCUGAGAUGAACAAGGAGUCUCUAAAAGCGGUCAUUGCGGCCCUCGAAGAGAAAAGCCAAAAUGCCUCUGUUGACCUCUCGGUCAUUGAUGAGUAUCGUCGCAGGACGGCCGAACACCAAGCUCGCUCGGCUGAUUUGACCACUGCCCUGGCUACUCGUGAUAGUGCGAAAUCGCGCCUGGACGGCCUCAGAUCCGCUCGACUGAACGGGUUCAUGGAGGGAUUUGGCAUCAUCUCACUUCGACUCAAGGAGAUGUACCAGAUGAUCACCAUGGGUGGUAACGCCGAGUUGGAACUAGUGGACUCUUUGGAUCCCUUCUCUGAGGGCAUCUUAUUCUCCGUCAUGCCGCCGAAAAAGAGCUGGAAGAACAUCGGCAAUCUGUCCGGUGGUGAGAAGACACUGUCCAGUUUAGCACUGGUCUUCGCCUUGCACCAUUACAAGCCCACUCCAUUGUAUGUGAUGGAUGAGAUCGAUGCUGCGUUGGAUUUCCGAAACGUCUCUAUCGUGGCCGCGUACAUCAAGGAGAGAACUAAGAACGCACAGUUCGUUGUUAUCUCCCUACGGAACAACAUGUUCGAACUCGCGUCACGACUAGUGGGCGUCUACAAGGUCAACCACAUGACCAAGAGUGUGACAAUCCAGAACAAGGACUACAUAACAGGGCGAUAG